UAUGUAUAGAGCGGAAUGACGUGGACUAUGGGCGACGGCGACUGCGACUGUGGAGUGAUUCAUUCCCCAAUGAAAGUAUGGUUUAUUUUAAUCGAAGUGAAACAGAAAUAAGCGCAGUUUAUAAAUUAAUUAAAUAACGCAAUUGAAACAAGAAAGGGAAAAAAAACACGCCAUUGUAAUAACAAGGCUAUUUCAACAUGAAGUUACUUCAUAAAGAUAUCGAGAAAGAUUAUGCUGGUCAAGUGACCCUAAUGCCGGAGGAGGCCGAGGACAUGUGGCACACCUACAACCUCCUGCAGGUGGGAGACAGCCUGAGAGCCUCCACCAUAAGGAAGGUACAGACAGAGUCAUCCACAGGAAGUGUUGGCAGCUCCAGGGUUCGCACUACAUUGACAGUGUCUGUGGAAGCCAUUGACUUUGACUCUCAAGCCUGCCAAUUGAGGGUGAAGGGAACCAACAUCGAGGAGAACCAGUAUGUUAAGAUGGGUGCCUAUCACACCAUUGAGCUGGAGCUCAACCGGAAAUUCACACUUGCCAAGAAAAUCUGGGACAGCGUUGUGCUGGACAGGAUAGAGCAGGCUUGUGAUCCGGCUCAGAAGGCGGACGUGGCAGCUGUGGUGAUGCAGGAGGGCCUAGCCAAUGUGGUCCUGGUCACCCCUGCCAUGACUUUGCUUAGGGCUAAGGUUGAGGUGACCAUUCCCCGCAAGAGGAGGGGAAGCUGCACUCAACAUGACAAGGCUUUAGAGAGGUUCUAUGAGGCAGUGAUGCAGGCAAUUCUCAGACAUAUCAACUUUGAUGUUGUGAAAUGUAUUCUGGUGGCAAGUCCAGGUUUUGUGAAGGACCAGUUUAUCAGUUACUUGUUCCGGGAAGCAGUGCGGCAGGACUCCAAGGUCCUGCUGGAGAACAGGCCCAAGUUCAUGCUGGUGCACUCCUCUUCAGGACACAAGUAUUCUCUGAAAGAAAUUUUGUCUGACCCAGCUGUCACGAGCAGACUGUCCGAUACCAAGGCAGCAGGAGAGGUCAAAGCUCUGGAGGAUUUCUACAAGAUGCUACAACAUGAGCCGGACAGAGCUUUUUAUGGACUGGCACAUGUGGAGAAGGCUAAUGAGGCGAUGGCAAUUGACGUCUUAUUGAUUAGUGAUGAGCUUUUCAGGCACCAGGAAGUAGCAACUCGAAGUCGUUACGUACGGUUGGUUGACAGUGUGAGAGACAAUGGGGGGACCGUCAGAAUAUUUUCAAGCCUUCAUGUAUCUGGAGAACAGCUGAACCAGCUCAGUGGACUGGCAGCCAUUCUUCGCUUCCCCAUCCCUGACCUUUCUGAGCCCGAGGAGGACAGCAGCUCCGAUGAGGAAUAAUUGGAUCAUACACAUAUCAGACUUAUCUGCAGUCCUCACAGAGGACCAUAACACACAGGCAGAAAGACGUGUUACUCACUCACCUCAUGCUUAAAGGAAGGUACAUACUGGUAACAGAUAAAGGCGCUGACUGAUGAUGUAUUUGGGAAGAUAGCGUAUACAAGCCUCACACUAAGAUGGAUGCAGAAUUUGGCAGGGGUGGCAUCAGGGCCGUAGCUCACAGCGUGUAGUGUUGGAGUAGGGGGCAUGUGAACUGGGUUAGCUGAAGAAGUCCCACUGCACAACUGGUUUACUUCACUGCUCCUGUGCACCAGUUAUUAAAACGGAGUGCCCUCAGUGACUGUUAGUGAGCACAGUGGUUGCGGGGAUUUGCUGCACCUCGUCAAAGUCAACACGAAUCGAUCUGCUUUGCAGUUAUGGCUGGCUGGCUUCUGCUUCUUAGUGCCAAGUUUAUACCAAACAUGCACAAAUAAUUCAUAAUGGUUUAAUAAGGAUAAACGUUGACAAAUGAGAUAUUUAAUGAAAAUAAAUAUAUUAUUAUUGCA
Anguilla rostrata (American eel) is the source of this 1900-nucleotide messenger RNA. RefSeq names its product pelota mRNA surveillance and ribosome rescue factor (gene pelo). Bases 198 to 1355 code for a protein of 385 amino acids. Gene Ontology annotation, biological process: nuclear-transcribed mRNA catabolic process, no-go decay; nonfunctional rRNA decay; RNA surveillance. The transcript has 13 exons. Gene Ontology annotation, cellular component: cytoplasm. Lineage: Eukaryota; Metazoa; Chordata; Actinopteri; Anguilliformes; Anguillidae. The record is from RefSeq and is a predicted model, not a curated record.